UAUCCAUCUUAGACCUCAACAGCCGCACACGAGACAAGAUGACCAAGCGCACAAAGAAGGUCGGUAUCACGGGUAAAUAUGGUACCAGAUACGGUGCCUCCCUGCGUAAGCAGGUGAAGAAGAUGGAAGUCUCCCAGCACGCCCGUUACGUCUGCACCUUCUGCGGAAAGAACACCGUCAAGCGCCAGGCUGUUGGUAUCUGGGAGUGCAAGGGUUGCAAGAAGACCGUCGCCGGUGGUGCCUACGUUGUUUCCGCCAGCGAUCCUCUUGCCCUCGCCGCCGAGCCCGUGCCAAGACCUGACCUGAAAUCGGAGGACAAGUCGACUGACUCUCGAAUCAAGGCGGAUGGCGUGGCGGAUAUUGAGGAUCGUGGUCAAAUCGCCCAGUUACUCCCCUGCGGCCAUGUUUUGCACAAUAAUUGCCUGAAACCCUGGGUCGAACGGGCCAAUAGUUGCCCCAUAUGCCGCCGCAACUUCAAUGUCGUGGAACUGCGGGAGCGACUUGGAGGUCCCGUGCUCUCGUCUUAUCCUGUUGAAGACCGAGUCCAGAUCGCAGAUGUUGAUCCGUCUAUGGUCAUUGAAUAUAUAGCAAUGGAUGAUAAUGAUUUCACCUAUCAACCUUGCGCAAUCUGUGGCAAUGCCGAUAAUGAGGAGCUCCUGAUGCUAUGCGAGGACUGUGAUGUCCCCACGCAUACGUACUGUCUCGGGCUAGAUAGUUUGCCGGAUGACCCUUGGUACUGCUCGCGGUGUCACACCCGCCCGUCUUCGGAUAGACCCUCUCGACCCCGAGCCCGCGGCGGUCACCGGACAAGAGCACGGCAGCUCAGCGUCCAGAGUAGGAAUCAAAUGAACUCCCUCCACUGGGCGCGGGUCUGGCAGUCGGUAUGGGACCAUCUGAACCUGGACCUGGACUUUCCGUUCGAUGAUGACCGCGCCGUUGAGCGGGCGGUACAGCAACAACGACGCGAGCAAGCCAACCAGAGAGAAUUCCGUGCCUGGCAACGUCGGUUUCAGGUGGCCGAGAGACAGGGCGGUGGCCAGCGAUUUCGAGACACCGCUGCUCUUCUGGACAUCGAAGAACCUCGGCCAUCGCGUCCGCGUGUGCCAAGGGAGCCCACUCCCGAACCGGAAUCGCUUGAGGAAAUGCGGGCAUGGAAUGCCUUCGAACGUGCUCGGGAAAUCGAGAAUGACCCCAGCGCAGCCAGAAAACGAAAAGAGCCCACACUCUCCCCUUCCCCUGAGCCGACUGAACCGGAACGCAAGCUGAAGCGACCGCGAACCCGCAGAGCGCAGGAUUUGGCUGCCGCCGCUUGGCAAAACGGCGAGUCUUCCAGAACGGCCAGUGCGCAAGUCUCUGCUCGGAUCAACGCCGAAAGCUCUGCCGAGCCAAGUUUCCUCCAGUCGCUUUUAAAGGAGGUAGAGGAUGCAUCCAGUCCGCAAGCCGGCCCUUCUGGCCAAGCGUCUGCUGCGCUCACUGAACACAACACGGAAUACAACAACACCCCUGGACCGUCUUCUCCUUCCCUCUCGCCCGUCGCUUCAAACCAAUCCUCUCCCCUCGUUUCCUCCGCAACACCGCCGCCGCAUCUUCGGGGCCGGCCCAUCUCCCCGAUCCAACUCACAUCCCCGAAUCUGCUGUCCUCCUCCCCAGCCUUCUCACCCGACAUCUCACCGGCUGGAUCCCAAAGUGAACCGCGGGACGAUUCCCCGUCGCGGCAUCCACCGCGCCUCCGCCGAAUCCCUCGAGCAUACUCGUCCAGGCUGGCGCGGUCGACGGAAAGUUCACCGCAUCGUCCGGGGCUGUCCCUUGGUGUCAAAUCGGAUAUCCAGAAACUGGUGGGGGCGUCUUUGAAACCGUAUUAUCGGUCGAACGUGGUGUCCAAGGACGAGUUCACGGAGAUCAACCGAAAGAUCUCGCGCAUGCUCUACGACCGAGUGGCCGGAUUGGAGACGCUGGAAGGGCCUAUGAGGGCGAGUUUAGAAAGCACGGCGCAAGACGAAGUGGAGAAGGCGAUUGAUGCUCUGCACCCGAGCCGGGAGCACACCCACGGCCAUGUUGAUGACAGUUCUUGA
Aspergillus ochraceoroseus IBT 24754 is the source of this 2072-nucleotide messenger RNA. Its product is annotated as putative PHD and RING finger domain protein. NCBI's taxonomy places the organism in Eukaryota, Fungi, Ascomycota, Eurotiomycetes, Eurotiales, Aspergillaceae. Bases 39 to 2072 code for a protein of 677 amino acids. Gene Ontology annotation, biological process: translation. Gene Ontology annotation, molecular function: structural constituent of ribosome. Gene Ontology annotation, cellular component: ribosome. The transcript is spliced from 5 exons. The record is from RefSeq and is a predicted model, not a curated record.